Gavialis gangeticus (Gharial) is the source of this 3587-nucleotide messenger RNA. RefSeq names its product transcription factor CP2-like protein 1. The transcript is spliced from 15 exons. Gene Ontology annotation, biological process: regulation of transcription by RNA polymerase II. Gene Ontology annotation, molecular function: DNA-binding transcription activator activity, RNA polymerase II-specific; RNA polymerase II cis-regulatory region sequence-specific DNA binding. The record is from RefSeq and is a predicted model, not a curated record. Bases 1408 to 2991 code for a protein of 527 amino acids. Gene Ontology annotation, cellular component: nucleus. Lineage: Eukaryota; Metazoa; Chordata; Crocodylia; Gavialidae.
GCCCGGCCACCCCACUGUGUCUGUACUUUUAAGCAUAGUCUGUUGCCCUUUUCUUCACCUGCUUCUCAGCUCACUGUACCCUGUGAUGAACACUUUCCCUGGAAAAGCUUUCUGGAUGCCAGCUGUCCCACAGCCUUGUGGGGAGGAAGACCCACUUCAGACUCAGGUUUUCCAGAGCUGUCAAGCCCCAGCAUACCCACUCUUGGGAAGCAGGUGAAGGCUCAGAGCAUUUGGGAUUGAGGGGCUGAUCUGGGGCAUGGAGGGAGGGCCUAAGGCCCAGAGGCAGGAGAGCUCUGCAAGGCACACUCAGAUCCACCCCUGUGCUCAGCACCAGAGCAAGGGCUUAAGUGUCCUCCCUGAAUUGGGACCAAAAGGGAGGACCAAAGGGUGGUGCCCAGGAGAACAUUGACACUGAUUUGGACCGGAGGUCUUGGUUCAGGGGCAGGUACACUGUGGGUCCAGACAGCACCCAGUUUUGGGUAAUCAGACUGGGGAGACAUACUCCUAGCUCUGCCACCAGCCUCCCCUGUUCUUUGCCUCAGUUCACCCAUCAGUAAAAAGGGGAUAUGUUUCUUCUGACCCUGCUCUGUAGGUCAACAGCACAAUGCCUAGGCCUAACAUGGCAGGCUCUGCCUGCCUAAUACCCUCUGUUGUUCACUACCCUAAAGCCACGCCCUGGCUUGGUCUGGACAUGUGCUAACCCAGCUACUGUUUGCUUCUGACUCAGCGAAGUCCCCCUGCGAGGCUCAGAAGAACAAACAUUUUCAGGCUGCCCAUGACAGGAGGGAGACCCCAUGGAAGUCUGGCUGCUUUCAGCAGCACUUUAGGCAUCUGGGGCUCCCUCGCAUGGGUGCUGCACCUGUGGGCAUAGAGGGGGCUGCAUAUGCUACAGUCCUAAGGAUGAGCAGGGGACAUCAUGGCACAAGCCACAGGCUGGCCAGCUGAAUCCCAGAUGCACACAGUGUGUUUAGGGCAGACCACAGACCUCAAAGGGACAGCAGCUGGCUUAGGGGAGGGCAGGAAGGGGAGACCCUUUCCUACAUUGCUUUCUGGCUGUAAUUGUUCACCACCACCACACUUUUUUUGGUUGGGGGUUAACCCCCUCCUUCCCAGCCCCUGCCAGAUCUCCUUGGGAAGUUGCCUUGAGUUGUUUUUCUGCUUGUACCACCUCCCUCUGGGUCCCUGCUGCCCCAGGGCCAUGGCCUGAAGUUAAUCAUUAGGGAAGGGGAGCCUGUCUCUGGCUCUCAGCAUGAGUAGGAGGCACCUGGCAUGGCCCACUCUCGCCCCAGCAACAACCGCCCAUCUCUUGUACAAUUCGGCACCGGGUAGCAGCAGGGGAAAGGCUCCAGGUCCCUUCCCUCUCCUCCUACCACUCCCUCCCCACUCUACCUGUUCAGCCCUGUCUGGAUGCCAGCCAAUCCCAGAGUGCAGCUCCCUGCACACACCCACCAGGUAAGCUUAAAGGCAGGUGCAAGGGGCUGCGUUCUACAGCCUUGCAGGACCUGCUCUCUGCUUGAUCCCAGGAUCCACCUAUUCAGCUCGACCAUGCUUUUCUGGCACAGCCAGCCCGAGCACUACUGGCCAGGUCCAGGGGAGAUGUACCCAUGCUCUGGCAACAACCUGCUCAGGGAGCCCCUGGCGCUGCCCUUUCUGAAGCAGGAGGAGCAGAACAACAUUUCCACUUCAGCGGAGCUGCACUGCCCUGCUUUCCAGUAUGUGCUCUGUGCUGCCACCUCACCUGCCAUCAAGCAACAUGAGGAGACCCUCACCUACCUGAACCAAGGCCAGUCCUAUGAGAUCCGGCUGCUGUGCAACCCCAAGCUGGGAGACUUCUCUGAGUGCCGCAAGCUGCUGAAGAGUGUGGUGCGUGUGGUGUUCCAUGACCGGCGUCUGCAGUACACAGAGCACCAGCAGCUGGAGGGCUGGAGGUGGAACCGCCCAGGUGACCGCAUCUUGGAUAUCGAUAUCCCACUCUCGGUUGGCAUGUUGGAGCCACACAUCCACCCUACGCUGCUCAAUACAGUGGAGUUCCUGUGGGACCCCACCAAGCGGACGUCUGUCUUCGUCCAGGUUCACUGCAUCAGUACUGAGUUUACACUACGCAAGAAUGGGGGCGAGAAGGGCGUCCCCUUCCGCAUCCAGGUGGAUACGUUCAAGGCCAAUGACAAGGGCGAGCACAUGGAGCAUUUGCACUCAGCCAGCUGCCUUGUCAAGGUUUUCAAGCCCAAGGGAGCAGACAGGAAGCAGAAAACUGAUCGGGAGAAAAUCGAGAAGCAGGGACUGCAGGAGCGAGAGAAAUACCAGCCAUCCUACGAGAGCACUGUACUGACAGAGUGUGCCCCAUGGCCAGAAGCUUCCAGCAGUCCCCACAGCCCUCCAGCUACUCCCAGCCUGCCCUCUCCUCACACCUUCAAACUGCUGACUCCUGAAAGGGCAUGCUCCACUCCCAGCUGCGUCUUGGACAGCCAUGCAGAGAGCACAGCAGAGGCUCUCAGCCCUUGCGCCUCCAUCCUGGAAACCCAGCAGUGGCUGCACAGAAACCGAUUUUCAGGCUACUGCCGGAUGUUGGCUAAUUUCACAGGAGCAGAUCUCCUGAAGCUCUCCCGCAGCGACCUCAUCCAGAUAUGUGGAGCGGCCGAUGGCAUCCGGCUCUCUAACACCCUGAAAGCCAGGUGUGUGCACCCUCGGUUAACCCUGUACAUCUCCAGAGAGCCCCAGGCCAGUGGAGGGGAGAGCCCUGAGGAGUCGCAUUCAGCUGUUUACCAGGAGGUGUAUCUGGAGGAGCUCACAGCGAUGGAACUGACCAAUAAACUAGCGGAGCUGCUCAGCCUCCCAGCCAAUCAGAUCCGGCAGGUCUCCAAGCAGGGGCCCACAGGCAUUCUCAUCCUCAUCAAUGACCUGAUGAUCAGAAACAUGCCAGAUGAAUCCUGCUUCAUAGCAGCUGUCACCAAAGUGCAGGCCCCGGAAGGCUACCACUUAAUACUGAGAUAAGCUUAGAGUCACCUGGGAUGUGACAGCCUGGAGAAGUGCACUGAUAGCAGCAGGUGUCAAAUCACUAUCUGGGAUGAAGAGACUACCGCCAGGUUCUCCUACCACACCAUCUAUCUCCUCCUAGCUUGGGAAAGGAGCUAGGCCAAGGCAGCUGCAGUUCAAAGCUGUGUUUACGAAGUACCCUGACCCCAUGUUUAAAAAGACACUGUUCUCUACUUUCCAUGCCUUUAGUUGAUAGCGUGGAUGGAUGCUUUUAUGCUGGUAUUCAAUAAUACUGCACCCUCAGCCAAAGGCCUCCUAUGAAGAGACUGGUGAUAGGCACUAGCUUACCUCCCUGGAUAAAGGUUCAAAUUCAGCCCCUGGCAAUAAGAAGUAAUUAAUCACUGGUAGCCUGCGUGCACUGAGUCUGUUGGGAGUCCAUUGCUUUCCCAAUACAUGUGUCGACAUUGCCCAUUAUAGCAGCCAGUUAGUCUGUAGAGACUGAGAUUUUAAACUCCUUGGGGUGGCACUGGUACCUCUGUUUGUACAGCACCUAUCACCACAGGGGUCAUCCUGAGUGAUGAGGGCACAAAUAAGAGCAAGAGGAUUGAAUGGGC